Molecule: messenger RNA, 4195 nt
Organism: Bombus pascuorum
Lineage: Eukaryota; Metazoa; Arthropoda; Insecta; Hymenoptera; Apidae
Gene: tow
Exons: 6
Coding region: 1972-2979 (335 amino acids)
Source: RefSeq, a predicted model, not a curated record
CCUCGACCGGCUGUAGUCGAUGCUGGAACUUCGUACUGCGAGUGUCUGUGUUUGUUCUUUAAGUCUUAUCGUCGUAAAUUGGUACGCAAAUUAUAUUCGUGUACAUAUACAUAGGUACGAGUCAUAGAAUAGGCGAAGAGUCUCAUUUAUGUACGAUCAUCGUGAACAGGUGGACGUCGAGGUCGGUCGGUUUGCUGCGUGAAACGAGGCCCGAAUUCAAUAAGUAAAUUGUAGUAACAGGUCAUAUAAGACGUUCACCUCCGAAGGAGACGGAGGGAGAAGAUCGAGGGGAUCGAACGAAUUUACCUCGUCCCUUCUCUAGUCCUGCUUCGGUCAGCUUCGACCCUCGUACAAAGCAGCGUCGUCUCUAUCUCUAUAUUUAAUUAUUCCACACCUGUAUCUUCUGCCUUCUACGAGAAUUAUUUUAUUUUGCCUGAACGUGGUUGCUUGGUGAUCCAACGAACGACAUUGGCCGUUGGAAAAACUGGAACAGCCGUUGCCCAUAAGCAGCGUCGCUUCAAGACCUUGCCAGUUUGUCCUUGUAACCGAAACACAUGUGCCAACCACGCUCUUAAACCACGCAUCGUCCAACUAUCAUCCCCGUGUUUCUUGCGGUCGCCUUCGACCGCACGAGGGUGGGAAAGAAUAGAAAGAGCAUAAGAAGUUUUCUCUCGCGUACCUCGAUUAUACAAUGGAGAAGAGAGCUUGGUUGAUCGACGGAUCUAAUUCGGCAAAUCGAUAAAGUUAUCCGACACGUUCUUCUUUUGACUAACGAAUACGUCGUCGAGGAUAACAACGAGACAAACGAGUGAACGAAUGUGCAGAGCGACAGAACGAGAGAAUGUACGGCUGGCAGCUUUGGACAUGGGAUAGAUGAUAGAUUGCGAAUGAUGGGGUGGUAGAGCGAAUAGGAAACGCAAAAUGGAUUGGGUGCCUCGGCUCAGGUAGCCAGAGACGAUAAAGUCGAGGGCUCCAGGGCGGAUAGGCCCCGAGCUGUUUGGUAAAGCUUCCCUUCCUUUUCUCUAUGCAUUCGGUCGAAUAAUGGGAACACAUAUUCCCAUCAAUGUUGUCGGUGAGAGUAUUACUUCUGAAAGACUGCUUUUCCUUUUCUGCCAUCUGCCGAUCGACGUUGCGCGAAAAGACUGAAUUUAAUAAUCGAUAAUCAACCGAGGAAUUCACACCGAUUGAUCUAUGCAUCGGAUCCCGGUGGAUUUGGAUUUGUUCAAAGAAGAAGGAGGAGAAGGAGGACAAUACGAAUUUACUGGUGAUCACUGGUCCAACGGAACGUUAGCGUUUGACUCACGAAAAGACUGAACACACGUUGAUUCAUUAUUCAAAGAGAAAAAGAAGAUUCGCAUAUCGCGUUCUAUAGGAAUCUGUUUUCAUUUAUCGUGCUACACAUACAUAUCUUUCGGGAUCUCACGUAAUUGUUGUACAUACAUACUUAUCUACACGUUGUAUACACAGACAGCUUGUCACACCAUCUAUACGAGCUUUAAGAAAUUUCUGACAAACGCAUAUACAAAGUGACGUACGCGUUUCAUUACGCGAAUUUUCGACUAUUAUACAUAUUGGAAAUAUAUCGCGUAUAUAUACAUGCGUGUAGAAACAGAAUAUAUAUAAUAUAUAUAUAUAUAUAUAUAUAUAUAUCUAUGUACACAUGUAAAAAAAAACUCUUUCGCUGCCUAAUAGAAGUAUUCGCGGAUAAAGUGUUGUGUGCGAUUCGGUAAAAGAACAAGUACGCAAACCGUAUCGUUGUAUCUAUUCUUUUUUUCUAUGAAGAGAAUUCACGUUAGAAGGUUUUUAACUCGAAGGAAGAAACGUUCGUUCGUUCUUUAUUUAUCUAACGGGACUCUUAUCAAUUUAUCGAGAAUAUUAUUGACGGCGCGCAACGAACAAUUAGAAAAGGAAAGUAUUUAGAGUCAGUGAGAAGUGCAGUUGAAGUGUGAUCGCUGUCAGCAAUAAAGCAGGAUGGGUUGUGGACAGAGCAAAAUCGGCAAUAUCUAUCCGAAGAAUAAGAAGAACAAAAACAAUACCGGCAAGAAAAACGGAGAUUCUGUCGGUUCUGCGUCUGUGGAACAGAAAAAUGGUAACGGUAGCACGAAGAACAACAAAACGAAUAACAAUGGGGUCGAGGUGAACAGAAACGAGGAACAAAAUGGUUCUGGCGAGGUCAAGAGCCAAGCCAAGAAGAAGCCGAACGCACCUGGCAGCGGUCCUCUGUUGCAACAAGCAGAGAUAUCCACCAGCCAACUCGACUUCUUCAAGAUGCUUGACGAGAAAAUCGAGAACGGACCGGACUACGACGAAAGUCUCGACACAACAGCCAGAGCUGAACGAGUGUCCAAUCUUCUUCGUCAAUGGGAACUAGCAAGCGUAACCUGGUCGAGCGUGUCCGAUCUGAACAACGCGUCCCCGUCCGCGAUGAAGAACCGCGGCUCGGGGCUGAACGCGUCCCGGCAGAGUCUAAGCGCGAAAGACAGAGAAGGAAUGAGGAAUAUAGUCGGCGGUAGACCGGAGAGCGCACCUAUUUACAUGAGAAACGCGAAUCGCGUGGACGGUCUGCAAGAUACUCACUGCCCAUCGCCAAGUAUGCCGAGGCACGUGUUAGAGUCGAUCACACAGAGUCCGACCCAGAGCUUAAAAAAUGUCACGCCGCCUGGAUCCUCUCCAACCGGUCUGCGUUAUCCAGAUAGUUAUAAGGAAUGCAACGCUAAUCAGACAUCCGCGAAGACCGUGAAGGCUCAUUACGGUGCUCAGAAUCCUGUGAAUGGAGAAUACGUGACGCAGCAGGCGCUGUAUCGCGAACAGUAUUUGCAACAAACCGGGAUAAUCACGGUACCUUCGCAAUAUUCGGCCGGUUCGCCUGGUGGUAAUGUCCUUAGGAACAAUCCAUACGUGCAACAGUAUCAGAUCGGCAACCCGCAACACUUUACCACGUCGAGGAAACGAGGCUUCAACGCCGCCCAAAUGACGUGACCGGACUGGCAGUACACUAACAGAUAAGACUGACACAACACACACCUACACAGACACACUUUGCGAAUCAAGAGAGAAAACGACGAACAGGACUCUACGAGGAUCUCUCGGGUUCUUCGUCGAGAUGACUUUAUUCGCGCGAAUAGUAGAGGAGAGAGAGCCCGUCGAGGCUGGAGACUGACCAACAGACGGAGAAGAUACCACGGAUGUUUCUCUGCAUGUUCCUAAAGAUAAAUAUCGUACACAUUUUUUCGUUGCCAUUGGCGGAUGUUCAGCAAACAGACAGCAACAACCCAACGGACGAAACACGAGUGCAAAAUACUUCGGUAUUGGCCUAAAUCAUUCUGCGAUCCAUUUAAAGAAGAAAACAAACAAGAUAUAUCACCGUCUCCGCGUAAAAUCUACAGUCUACAAAAUUCUUCUCUAUAAGUGCCAAAAUGCUACUAUACAUGUAAUAAGCAAUUUAAGUGUCAUGGGAAAAAUUGGAAAGGGGGAGAGAGAGAGAGAGAGACAUUAUCCGUUGAACCAAUACUCCGUUCUUUGUAAUUCAUGUAAAUGAAACUUUUUCAAUGUAUAUACAAUAUAUAUAUGUAUAUUAUAUAUGUGUGCAUUAUAUGUACAUAUAUACAUAUAUAUAUAUAUAUAUUUUCGUUUAUUGUUUCUUUUUUUUUUUUUUUUUUUUAUCGGUAGCAUGUCUACGUACCAUUGGUAAAUGUAAAUUUCUAUAAGGGAAAAAGAGAAACAAAAUGAAAAAAAAAAAAUUAUAAAAGAAUAACACACGCGAGCGCGAAUUUCGCUAUAGCGUUUUGUAUAAUUGUGUAUUAGCAACGUAUUCCGAGAUAUAUAUACUUCGCAUAUACGUGUGUAUGCAUUUAUGUAUGUAUCUGAGCUGACGUGAGAAAAGCAGAAUAUAGUAAAUGAGAAGAGCAGCAGAUGUAGGGUCUUACUUGUACCGUGUAUAGAUUCAUUGUAUGUAUUGUAUGGAUACAUUUAACUUACCGUGAUGAUUGUAUAUUUAUAUGUUGACCAUGUUUAAAGUUAACGAUAUAUAUAGUUGAUGAUGAGAGUUUUAUAUUUCAUGUUACAAAUAUGCUCUAUAUUGUGAAAUACACUUAAUCGAAAUCGCUGCAUCACCGUCGAACUCUGACAACUAUAUUUUGUUCCGUUGAGAAAUUUUUUUUUUUUUAUAAAUAAAUUCGUAAUUUUUCCCCAACAA